CGGGAAGACAAAGGACCUCAACGCAACAUAGUCAAAAACUGUAGGCGAGGUUCGGAGCAAGCACUUCACUAAUUAUGGCGCUUCGCACGCGAACCUCCGCAGCACGCUCCGUUAUGAGCCUUGUGCUGUCGUGCGCUGGAGCCGUGCACUUGUUUUUUCCGUUACUCUUUUCAGCACUUCAGCCAGCUUUUGGAUACGAGUACGCAAGUCUAGACUCUCCUGCGCUCACGGUGGAACACUUUGGGGUGCCGGGGUUGAAUAACGAUGGAGUGGUUGGAAUCAUUGCACCUCAGUGCAAGAAAAACUGCAACUUUCGAGGUCUGUGCUCAGACGGAGUCUGCUACUGCCAGCCCGGAUUUUCCGGAAAUUCUUGCGAUAGGGAAACGGUGUCAAAAAGAGGAAACUACGCGCUCAACGAAGUAGGCAUGGUCUCGCUCGGAGUGUUUCUCGUGUACCUUUUUUUUUGUUUCGAGUUGCUCGCUUUUUUUCUUACAGAGGAGGCAGAACGUGAAGGAGAACCAGAAAGAGAUUUGUUGACACAUUCUCAAUUCUCAAAACAGAGUCUUCAUGCUGACCUUCUCGUGUCUGCAGUACCAAGAGUAUUCCAAGAAGGCCACCGAGCGGGCGAUGGGCUACGCCGUUUGAACUUGCGGGGUGCCUUCCAGAAUUAAUGAAUGUUGCAUCUUUGUCGAGGAGGAGCAAAGGCAAACGCAAACGCAGUGGCAGGCGGUCAGGGGAGAGUUGCCGGGUCGGGAACUAGAAUCGACGCCGGGGAGGCACAGUUUUCAUGACGAGUCUCAUUCUCCAUGCCCCUGGAGCGCUGUGUUAGUGUGGUUGGUCUGUGUGAGACAAGGAGUAUAAAUGCUUGCGUUUGGCGCUGUCCUGCAGAUAA
Molecule: messenger RNA, 892 nt
Organism: Amoebophrya sp. A120
Lineage: Eukaryota; Dinophyceae; Syndiniales; Amoebophryaceae
Source: the annotation of a GenBank genome assembly